Molecule: messenger RNA, 1240 nt
Organism: Lactuca sativa (garden lettuce)
Lineage: Eukaryota; Viridiplantae; Streptophyta; Magnoliopsida; Asterales; Asteraceae
Source: RefSeq, a predicted model, not a curated record
CAGUGUCGUCACACGUGUUGCUUUUCUCUCACACACGCGGCCGAUUCACCGGAGAUGUCUUUAUAUACUGUACCCCCCAUCUCCGAAAAAUCAUUCAAUUAUGUUAUAAGCAAAAAACGACACCGAGAUUAAUUAUAUUCAAAAAGAAAGGAUUUUGGAUUAACGUGUGGAUAUGGAUGUGAGGUACACCAGACACGGCGGUUUCGGUGGUGGUGGUGGUGGUGGUUGUGUUGCGAGGCACGUUGGUGGUGGGUUGUAUGACAUAUCGAUGGUGGACAGGAUGAUGCUCAAGUUCAGACCAAUUGCACCAAAACCGGUGGCUUCUGGGUCGGGUUCCGGUGACUCCACGAUGGAGAAGGGUGGUAAAAGUGGCGGAGUGAAGAGGAAGUACGUUAGGGUGAAGGGAAACAACAGGAAUAAGGAUAAUGAAGUUAAAGAAAGAAAGGUGUCAACGUCAUCGUUUCAGCCCAGGGAAGUAGUUUCCAGUGGUGGUGACGCGAUGGUGACGCUGUCGUUGAUGCCGGAGACGCCAGAUCGGAAGGAGAAUUCACCGGCCAACUCUACGUCGAGUGAAAACCUCGAUAAUAUUCUCCCCGUCAAGAAGAUAUCAUCCCCGAUCUGGUUAAGCUUCAAGAACAGCAAUGAAACACCGCCGGAGAGACAGCAAACGGUACUGUCGUCCGUGAAGGUGGAAUGGGUGGCCGAGACGUUUGUAGACAAGGGGUGGGUAAGGUGGACGGAGAUGGAGAGUGACACAUGUCCGGGGUUCAUAUCGGACGGGGAAGACAGGGUGGUGUGGACGAACAAGGCGUAUAGGGAGAUGGCUGGAGGCGAGGAGGUGGUGGUGGUUCUGGUAAGGAAGGAGGGUAUGGGUUACCCUUACCCGGCGGCGUUCACGUGCAGUGUGAGGGUCACGUGCCGGCGUGGUACGAAUUCUUCAACCCUAACGGUGCCGUGUGACGCGUGGAGGAUGGGUGGUGGAUAUGCAUGGAGAUUAGACGUUAAAGCUGCACUUUGUUUGGGUCGUUAAAAAUUAACAUGUCCGGUUAAUUAAAAUAGUUACUAGAUAAUCGACGAGAUUUUGGGACGUUGUCACGCUUGUAUGAUCGUUCAAUUAAGAAAGUUUGAGUGAUCUUAUGUAUCAUAAUUGACAACACCACGGGGUCACCAUGAUUUUGAGUUUAGGUCUUAUAUUUGAAUGUUAUAUAUUGAAAUUCAACGAGACUUUGGGUCAUAAAAA